Messenger RNA from Aspergillus neoniger CBS 115656, 887 nucleotides. RefSeq lists its product as uncharacterized. The record is from RefSeq and is a predicted model, not a curated record. Bases 1 to 762 code for a protein of 253 amino acids. The transcript has 4 exons. NCBI's taxonomy places the organism in Eukaryota, Fungi, Ascomycota, Eurotiomycetes, Eurotiales, Aspergillaceae.
AUGAAGAUUCCCUCAAACCUCACUUGGUUUGACAAUGACGACUACAUCGGCCUGAAGCUUGCUUUUCCGGCCGGUUCUACUUGGCAGUUAGAAAGAAAGAUCAAAGAAAGCGAAGACUUGUACACUCAAAAAACAAGUGAGCUUUAUAAGUUUACGUCACAGGCACGAGCUACAUUUGUAACCUACAAAGUUGCCGGGAAUGGCCCAUCUACUGCAGCUAUCAAGAUCCACAUGCAGAUUCCGUGCUGGGAAACAGUCACCAAGAAGCCAUCUGUUCGGGCUAAACAGGCAGAUCCUGAGAUCCCCUACAGAGGUAGCAGCGAGGUUGAGGCUCUUUCUAUUCUGACGAAAGCCAGGUGUUCUAGCGCACCGUAUCUGAUUGAUUGGACGUACCGAAGGCAGAAUGAUAGUGAAUGGGUCCCUGGUGGUUAUAUCCAUUUCAUUGCAAUGGAGCUACUGCCAGGGGUAAACGUUUCUUCGAUCUUUAACAGUAUGGAACGCCGGGAGCGUGAUAAUUUGCGCAGCGCAUUCAAGAAGGCCUGGAUUGAAUGCAUGUCGUGUGGCGUGGAACAUGACGACACUGGCUUACAGAACCUACUCUGGGAUAGGGAACAGCAUAAAUGUUAUUUGAUCGAUUUCGAGCAUUUUGAUACGCCCAGUAGCAAAUCUGUGACCUGGCGGGAUAGGAACUAUCUAGCGUGGAAUCUGGCACAAGCACCCAAUUUCGCCGACUUCGAUGAUAUGUCGACAUGGAUAUUAUGAAAUUCUCCUGAGGAAUGAUUGCAUUGUCUAACCACACAGUCUACAGCUGUUUCUUUCUCUGUCCCUUUUUUGUGCCCUUUCAGAUUCCUUUUGCUAAAUCACUUCCUUAUUGUCUUAUUUCGAAG